Medioppia subpectinata is the source of this 1768-nucleotide messenger RNA. NCBI's taxonomy places the organism in Eukaryota, Metazoa, Arthropoda, Arachnida, Sarcoptiformes, Oppiidae. The record is from the annotation of a GenBank genome assembly.
AUGCAUUAUAUCCGGUGUUUGUAUUGUGGAUCUGAUCCCACGCAACGACAACACAUGAAGAUAUACGAAGUUUGUGUCAAAAAGUGCGACAAAAAGAUGUCAAACAGUGUUGUCGUUAAUUACAAACUCUUGCGUCAAUUGAGGCCAGAGUUUAUCAAACGCGUCAAAACUGUGAGUGUCUUCGGCCGCUACGGAACCGAUGUAGUGAUAGUGACCAAAGAGGACGAGGUGUACACUUUUGGGGAGAACAGGAACGGGUGUUUGGGCGUCGGCCACAACCGACCCGUAGCCGAGCCAACUCUGGUCAGGGAGUUGUGUCACAAACAAGUGGUCCGAUUCGCGUUCGGCUACCGACACGUUCUGGUGCUGACCAAAACCGGUCAACUGUUCAGCUAUGGGUACAACGAGUUCGGACAACUGGCCAACCGGACAACGAUUGACUGUUAUGUACCCAAAGUCAUACUCAUCGCCGAACUGAUGCGACACUUCAUCGACGAUAUCAGUUGCGGUGCCUUUCAUUCGCUGGCACUCACGAGGACUGGUCUCGUCUACGCCUGGGGCUUCAACUUCUGGGGCCAAUUGGGGAACGGAAACAAUUGCAAUCAAUUGAUACCAUUGCAAGUGCGGGCCAUCAACCGGGAAGUGGUUGUGGCCAUCGCUUGCGGACACCACCAGUCGGUUGUGCUCACAAAGAGCGGUCAGGUGUAUGCCUGGGGUCACAACGCGUUCGGCCAAUUGGGCAUCGCGUGCACCGAUCGGUUCCGCAACAUUCCGGCCAAAGUGCGAGUGACGAGCGAAGACCUGAUGGUUACCAAAAUCAGUUGCGGUCAAAAUCAUUGCCUACUACUGACAUCGGGCGGACACAUGUACUCAUUCGGGUGCAACUAUUUCGGGCAAAUCGGUAACGAUAGCAAACAGGAUCAGUUCGCGCCGACCCGUAUCGGUCCGCCCGGCGCCAAGUUUACGGACAUCGCGUGCUCUCUGUUCAGCAACACGUCGGCCGCUCGCGGGGCUAACAAACGGGCCUACAUUUGGGGCAAAUGUGUCGACGAGAGGCUUUGGGUGCCCCGCGAGACACCCGUCAAGACACUUGAGGAGGUGUUUGCCCGAUAUAAUUAUGUCACGUUUGAACCCCUCGUCCUCAACCGUAAGAAGACUUUUCCCGAGAAACAAAAGUACCCCAAAACCAACCAAUUCUUGGUGGAAACCAACACAAGUAGUUAUGAAGAAGAGUACCCAGAAUACAGUGAUUACGACAGACAUAACUAUAGAUAUGAUAACCCGUACGGACACAAUGGACACAACGGGCACAAUGAAGACACUGGACACUACAGACAACUUGUGAUGAACUUCAAAACUCCUGGCAUUAAUAAGCUAUACGCCGAUCUCCUGAACCCAAAACUGUCGGUCAAACAGGUGAACGCCCGACUGCCGGCACCGGUGGCCUCAAGGCAUAAAGUGAGCACCCGAUCGGGUGGUGUUUGUACAACAGUCAGGUGUAACGAGUGUCUCGAUUCGUGUAAAUUUCUCAAGACAUCCAAGUAUUCAGACCUCGAUAUCACACAAUACACGUAUUUGAGACUUUGCUCCGAGGGUUGUAAAGACAAUCUGCCAUGUUUGCAAAAAUCUGAGUGUUUGCCUGUAAUGAAGGAAAAUCCCGAUUUUUUCAUCACUUGCGCCAAUAAAUGCAAUCUCUUCCAGAUAAUACCGCAAAUAUUCAAGACUGUUGAUUGUCCAGCACAUUAAUUUUUCUAUUUGAACAACUGUU